AUGCUGGCCGUGACGGUGAGCCAGGUUGUGGCGCUGCUCACCUCGGCUCUUUCCGGCACGGAGGGCGGCGGCGGCGGCAUGGCGGUUGGGACGACGACAAAGGCGGCGGGAUCCGAUAAGGGCGAGCGCUGGCGAUGUUGCGGCGGACAGGGGCACGACCACUCGUCGUCGUCGUCGGCGGGGUACUGCUGCGUGUGCAUAUCGGCGUGCCGCGACGGGGAAGACAUCCGGAGGCUGCCCUGCGGACACGCCUUCCACCGGGACUGCGUCGACCGCUGGCUGGCGCGCUGCCGCCGGACGUGCCCGCUCUGCCGCCUGCACAUCGGUGGACCUGCCGUGGGUAUGGUCGAGCAGCAGCUCAGCGAGGACCUCGUCAUCUGGUUCUCUUCGCUCUUUGUCGCCGGCUUAUAA
Molecule: messenger RNA, 411 nt
Organism: Miscanthus lutarioriparius
Lineage: Eukaryota; Viridiplantae; Streptophyta; Magnoliopsida; Poales; Poaceae
Source: the annotation of a GenBank genome assembly